Punctularia strigosozonata HHB-11173 SS5 is the source of this 1541-nucleotide messenger RNA. RefSeq lists its product as uncharacterized. Gene Ontology annotation, molecular function: zinc ion binding; ubiquitin protein ligase activity. NCBI's taxonomy places the organism in Eukaryota, Fungi, Basidiomycota, Agaricomycetes, Corticiales, Punctulariaceae. The coding region runs from base 1 to 1386 and encodes 461 amino acids. The record is from RefSeq and is a predicted model, not a curated record. The transcript is spliced from 4 exons. Gene Ontology annotation, cellular component: cytoplasm.
AUGGCCUCCUCGUCUUCGCUCCUCGACAUCCUCCGCUCGCAGACCGCCCUCGUCUCUGCCGCGUCCGAAGCCGUUCCAUACCAAUUCACGCAAUGUACCUACCACCUCGGCCCCGUCCGCCAGGCCGUGCACCUCUGCCUCACCUGCGCGUCCCCGCGCGGGCUCUGCGCCCCGUGCGCCGUCGCGUGCCACGGCGAGCACGAGCAGAUCGAACUCUUCCCGAAGCGUCGCUUCAGGUGCGACUGCCCCACAUCCGCUCUCGCGCACCCCUGCACGCUGCACAAGGAGGCCGAACCGGAGAACACCGAGAACGCGUACAACCGCAACUUUGAUGGCGCGUUUUGCCGGUGCGGGAGGCGCUACGACCCCGAGCGCGAGCGGGAGACGAUGAUACAAUGCGUCGUCUGCGAGGACUGGUUCCACGAGUCGUGCUGCAACCUCCGCGAGCGUCCUCCAUCGCGCGAACCGACGCCCGCGCCGCAAUCGGACGACGUCACGGCACCCGCAGAAGAGGGAGGGCACGACGACGGCGCGUCGGACGCGUCCUCGUCCGACCUCCCGCCCGCCCGCAUACCGGGCACGUCCUACGACGCGUUCGCGUGCGGCGCGUGCGUCAGCGGGGUACCGACGCUGCGGCGGUACGCAGGCACGCCGGGCGCGAUGGUCGUCCUGCGCGACGCGCUGGGGGAAGCGUGGAAGGUCGUGCCGCCUCUCGCGGCAGAAGAUCUAGAGGCGGAGGGCGAGGUCGACGUGGUGGACGCGCCGGGCGCGGGGAAGAGGACGCGACCGGCCGACGGCGAUGGGUUAUGUCACGAAGACGAGCCGGAGGUGAAACGGCUGCGCCAUUCCGAGGACGAGGACACCGCCGCGUUCUCGACCCAGUCCGCCGACGAGGCGUGCCCUACCCGAAACGCGUCUAGCACCUGCCUCGCGCCUCCUCCCAACCCCGCCGCGCAGCGGAUCUUCGAGCGUCUGCGCCCCGGCGCAACCGGUCACACCGACUCCUCGACCACCGCGGCUCAAGAGCCAGAACCGGACGCAUCGCUCGGAACGGGCGACGUCUUCCUGACCGAAGGCUGGCGAGAGCGCUGGUGCCGCUGCGCGUCGUGUCUUCCAUCGCUCGCGGCGCAUCCGUACCUACUCGACGAAGAAGAGACGUACGAGCCGCCCGAGGACCCCGACUCCGGCCUCUCGCUCGAGGAGCUCGGGAUGCGCGCGCUCGCGAGGUUACCGCGCGACAGGGCGCUGGACGGGAUCAGGGCGUACAACAACAUGCGGGACGAACUCAAGGCGUACCUUCGCCCAUUUGCGCAGGCGGGCACGGUCGUGAGCGAGGCAGACAUCACGCGCUUCUUCGAGGCGCGGAAGGCGGGGCAAGCUGCGUGAGAAGCCGGCGGCGGCCGAUGGAUUUGCGUGCAUUCUUUGUCUCGCGAAUCGGUUGUUGGAAGUGAAAAAAAAAAACAUGUACCUCUGUAGAGCAGAUACAGAUGCUGCGUGUACUUUCUUUAGUAGUCGCCGACUCAGACAGCUCUAUAUCAUCC